Messenger RNA from Biomphalaria glabrata, 696 nucleotides. RefSeq lists its product as uncharacterized. Bases 1 to 696 code for a protein of 231 amino acids. NCBI's taxonomy places the organism in Eukaryota, Metazoa, Mollusca, Gastropoda, Planorbidae. The transcript has a single exon. The record is from RefSeq and is a predicted model, not a curated record.
AUGGGGCUCAAAGACGGAGUCACGACGUCAUUUAUGCUGUUGGCAAUGUCUGACACUUUGUAUUUGAUCACUGUCGUUAGCAGAGAUGCAGCCUUUGCAUUCAUGGUGUCUGAGAUAUUGUCAGACUAUAAAAAGUGGUACCCGGUGGAGCCCUAUGGGGUGUACAUUUAUUUCGGGAAUGCUGGAAGAAUUCCAUACGUCCUUUCAUACCUGAUCACUACAAUGAUUGCUAUCUUAAGAUGCCUUUGCGUCGUCUGGCCUAUCAGAUUCAAGUCUUUAGCUUUCAGCAAAAAACUCGCAAUAGCUUUGGUAUCUUUGUUUAUUUUUGUUGCUGUGAUGAGCUACCUUCCUGUGCUUUUGUUAAUGGACAUGACCUUUCAGUUCGACACGAAGCUGAACACCUCAAGACCUGCUUUGUGGAUGUCUCCUCUGAGGGAGAAAGUCAAGAACGUGAUCUGGACAGCAAGAAGCGCUGUCUUGCCUUUCAUCACACAGGUUAUCAUGAUAUCUUGCGUGGUCACCAUGAACAAACAUCUGAAGUCAUCUUACCGCUUUCGGCACCUCCAUGACAAUCCAUCUUUAAACAGUAUCUCGUAUCUAGCAACGCUCACUUUUUCAAAUGUUUUUAGAAAGAAGACUUUUCAGCAACCUAAAAAUCCGAGUCCUGAGCUUACUGGGAAAGACUUGCAGGUCUAG